AUGGACAAACAGCAGCUGUCAACAGGAGAAUGCUACCCUUUGAGCAAGGGACCAGAGAACAGGACCCAAGUGACAGAAUUUAUUUUAAUGGGACUUUCGGACCUCCCAGCCAUCCGCUUCUCCCUGUUUGUCGUCAUUUUGCUUAUCUAUUUAGUCACGCUAUUGGGCAAUGGCACCAUCCUCCUUGCCAUAGGAGCUAAUUCUAAGUUGCACAACCCCAUGUAUUUCUUUCUCAGUAAUCUUUCCUUGCUGGACAUCUUCUGCCCCACAGCUACGGUGCCCAAGAUGCUGGAGAACCUUUUGACAGAAUGCAGUUCCAUCUCCUUCAUUGGCUGUGUGCUACAACUCUAUUUCUUAGUGGCUCUGGCAGGGACGGAGGUCUUUCUCUUGGCCGUCAUGGCCUAUGACCGCUAUGUGGCCAUAUGCAACCCUUUGCGAUACACUGUCAUCAUGAACAAAAAGCUUUGCCUUCAGAUGACUGCUGGAACAUGGGUCACCGGCUUCCUCAAUUCAUUGUUGCACACAACUUUGACUUUCAUUCUACCUUACUGCAACUCCAAUAGAAUUAACCAAUUCUAUUGUGACAUCCCACCAGUCUUGGCCAUAUCUUGUGCUUCCACCUAUGUGGCUGAGAUGGUUCUCCUCAUUGUUGGUGGCAUAUUUGGUGUGGGGGCUUUUCUAAUCACCUUGAUUUCCUACACUCACAUCAUUGCCACCAUUCUGAGGAUCCGUUCUGCUGAGGGAAAACGUAAGGCCUUUUCUACCUGUGCCUCCCACUUAAUAGUGGUUUGUCUUUUCUAUGGAACCACCAUAUUCACAUACAUAAGACCUUCCUCCAGUUACCAUCCAGACCAGGAUAGGCUAGUGAGCAUGCUCUAUGGGAUGAUUACUCCCAUGCUAAAUCCCUUGAUUUAUAGCCUUAGAAACAAAGAAGUGAAAAAGGCCCUUGAGAGCCUAAUAGUUCGUCAAUCCCAUUAA
Messenger RNA from Protobothrops mucrosquamatus (brown spotted pit viper), 978 nucleotides. Its product is annotated as olfactory receptor 5V1-like. Gene Ontology annotation, biological process: G protein-coupled receptor signaling pathway. The record is from RefSeq and is a predicted model, not a curated record. The transcript has 2 exons. Gene Ontology annotation, molecular function: G protein-coupled receptor activity; olfactory receptor activity. The coding region runs from base 1 to 978 and encodes 325 amino acids. NCBI's taxonomy places the organism in Eukaryota, Metazoa, Chordata, Lepidosauria, Squamata, Viperidae. Gene Ontology annotation, cellular component: membrane.